UAUUUGGGAUAGGUCAUGAUAAGAUGAAACUUGUCGAAACACAUUGCAAGAAAAGGAUAGCAAUAUAAUGAUGAGUUGUAAUACGCCAUCUAUUGAUCAAACCAAUGAAGCUGUGGAGCUUUCAUUUUUUUCUAUGGAUAUUCAAUUUUCCAGUCGUUUAAGCAUAAUCUGUGGCGCUUGGGUAGUUGAUUUACUUUUCAUCCCAGUAUCGCAUAGAUACUGGAUUACGCAUUCAAAUAUCUUCAAAGUCGCUGGCUACCCGGAUAGCCCGGUUGCGUGGAUUGUGAUAUUUUUUCAGCUGCCAAAGACACGACUAAGUAUGCUACCAUAGUAUACACACUAUGCAGACCAAAUCAUGUAUUCACCGAUUUGCCUUGAAAUGUUUUAAUAGCAAGCUGAUGUUUUAAGAGUGUUCUUUCGAAUUCAAGAAGUACUGACAUUCUUCCUAGAUUAAUACGAAAAAUGCCCAUUGUGAAAAAGAAAACCAUACUGAAUGACUUACAUAUUGCAUUCGAAACCAACCUAAGGAGGAAAUCUAGCAAAACGAUUCCUAUUCAACUUGUUGGUGAUGAAAACAGUAAUAAGUAUGUACUUUUCGUUGGUGGCUUUUCAUACUAAUUUGUUAUCGUAUCUCAUUUCUAGAAGACAACAAUUCCCUUCAUGAUCCGCUAGAAACUAUAGAUGAAAAAAAUCAACAAACGGAAGCUGCUGCUAUUGAAUCUGUAGCGUCGGUAAAACCCGUUUCAAAACAAAAUGAAAGUACAGAGAAACAUCAGAACAAAGUUACUGAAUUUCAAUUGCACAUCGCAUCGUACAUCUCCAAAAUCGUGUCCUUGCGUGUAGCUAAACUCGCUGCUAACGACGAGAAGAUUACUCAACUAGGAAUGUCCUUUUUUGACGAUUGCAUUGGUGCUAUAGAUAUUACCAAACUUGUGCAGCUAAUCGAUAAGGCUCGAACAAAUUUAUCAAAUGAACGAAAGCGGCUUUUCGUAGUCAUGAAGCGAUUAAAACGAAAUGAUAUGCAAAACUAUCAGCUCGACAAACAAAUGCAGGAUGUUAGCCUGGAGCAGUACUACGAGCUGAAAGCGGAAGUUAACCGCAUCGGAGAAAAACUCGAGGAGACACACAAACGGAUGAACAAUUCGCGGCAACAGUUUGAAAACGAUGUAGCACGUGCCACUCACGUGCGAGAAAAGUUGUUUAACUCACAAAACCUAAUACUGUCUGUAAUGCAGGACGUUUCUGGAGUAAAAGGUGACUUCUCUAUCUACAAACAAACGCUGUGCGAUAGACUGGAGCUUAAAAAGCAGCUACGCAGGAAAAAUGAAUCCCUGAAACAACGUGUCCAUUUAUUCAAGCUUAUGCCUUGGUACGGACAAACAAAGAAACAGCUAGAGCUCACCAAAUCUUUUGUGAAAAAAUUUGAAUAAUAUACCGCCCGAGUUGAGAAGUCAUAAGCAAUAAAAACUGCAAACUAUUUUAAUAACGCA
This is a messenger RNA of Anopheles gambiae (African malaria mosquito), 1490 nucleotides long. RefSeq lists its product as uncharacterized. The transcript has 2 exons. Bases 885 to 1430 code for a protein of 181 amino acids. The record is from RefSeq and is a predicted model, not a curated record. NCBI's taxonomy places the organism in Eukaryota, Metazoa, Arthropoda, Insecta, Diptera, Culicidae.